GCUCUCGCUACCUACGUUGUACUCGACCUCUCUUGCUGCUGCUUCUACGGCAAGCGAUAUUUAUUCGCCCCCCUUGCGCUCCGUAUAACAAGUCUACAGUCUUUCCGUUCGCUUAGAGCAAUAUUGAUAGUGCUCGCCACUUGGCAUAUCGUGCAUACUCGCUUUCGUUUGUAAACAGCCCAUGGUAGUACUGUUGUCCGCCUCACAUGGACCCGCAAGACACGUCGAACCCUGAUAACCUCCGCGACGGGGAGGAUUCUCGCUCCGACCCCGACAGACGUCCGACCGAGGCCUCCUCAAACCGUCUCGCGCGUUAUGGCCUACGUAUUCUGCAACAGCCACAGCGUGCUAGAGCAUGUGGCUACGGUACUAAAGAUAGGAGACGAGUAGAUCCCCCGCCUGUUCUCGAGCUAUAUAAGAUCAAGGCCAAUGGGGUCGAAGAAAUCUGCACGCAGGAAGAGCCAUACCUGGUUUGCCAUGCAUCCCUGACGGACGCGGAUGGCGUAGAAGACUGCUCGCUGAUUCGAAACCACUACGCCGAACCGCAAGCUGACGAGCUCGCGCAAACGCAGCACUCUCUCAUCGGUCUUUACGUUGCGACGCCUCGGCUUCUCAAGGAUAAACAAGGAACUACGAGGCUGAUGUUUGUGUUCUCCGACCUGAGCAUCCGGCCCGCGGGAACCUUUCGAUUGCGGUUUCGUCUGGCUGAUUUGCAACCUGUUCUGUCUGGAUCGGACCUUGCUACGAAAGAGCCGUCGCCGCAGUAUCUGCCUUCGUCUGUCGGCCCCUCGGCUUUCCGUGAUUUGACCACUGAACAAGCAAGACCAUCGCCUAUUUCAGGCAAACGUUUCAGCGCUCCUGUACCUGCCAGCACCACCGCACUAUCUCAGGCCGCCCCGAGUUCCCAAGCUCGAAGUUCAGGCUCUGGUUCCCAAGCUCGAAGUUCAGGCUCUGGUUCCCAAGAACGAAGUUCAGGCUCUAGUUCUCAAGCACCGACCUCGCACCCCUGGCCCUCUCAAUCACAAGGUUUCGGUUCCGCUUCCCAGGCCUUGACACACACCUCGCAAACACAACCGGAUGGUGGUGGUCCGACCCCGCCCAGCAAAGUUAGCGUGAUUCCAUCAACUGUUGUGGCAUUGAGCGAACGGAUUACCAGCUUCAAGGCUAAGGCAUUUCCGGGAAUGUUAGAGACCACACAACUCUCCCGUGCCUUGGUGGCUGGCGGCUAUUCCGACAUCCACCUCCGUCGGCCUAUCGUGGGCUCAGGCAAUGGAUCGGCACAAGGUUCGCGAGCUGUCUCUCCACCGCGGCGAACGGCAACAUCCGCGCCUGCAGAGCACCCCACGAUUCCGUGCGUUCCAGAAGCAACGGCAGCCAUUGCGGCAUCGACCAUCACUGAUCCGAUGGAACCGAUUGAGGAUACGAUGGUGGAGCGCUUGGGAGAGGAAGAUGAGGUGUUCAAUCCGGCGGAUGACUUUAAAACGGUUUGAACGGCCGUGGCACUUGCGGAACCUUCCACGAGUGCCGUAAUGCAGAGCAAACGGGUUGCAUCCCCAACAAGAUCAAGAAGAAUGUCCGCAAGUCAAUA
Molecule: messenger RNA, 1588 nt
Organism: Fimicolochytrium jonesii
Lineage: Eukaryota; Fungi; Chytridiomycota; Chytridiomycetes; Spizellomycetales; Powellomycetaceae
Product: velvet factor-domain-containing protein
Exons: 7
Coding region: 207-1490 (427 amino acids)
Source: RefSeq, a predicted model, not a curated record